This is a messenger RNA of Phacochoerus africanus (Common warthog), 1026 nucleotides long. RefSeq lists its product as uncharacterized. NCBI's taxonomy places the organism in Eukaryota, Metazoa, Chordata, Mammalia, Artiodactyla, Suidae. Gene Ontology annotation, molecular function: aspartic-type endopeptidase activity. The record is from RefSeq and is a predicted model, not a curated record. Gene Ontology annotation, biological process: proteolysis.
AUGGUGGGGGGCCAACCUGUAACAUUUAUGGUGGACACAGGGGCAGAGCAUUCAGUGGUGACCACACCUGUGGCCCCCCUCUCAAGAAGAAAAGUGACUAUUGUUGGGGCUACGGGAACACAAACAAAUCGUCCAUUUUGCCAGCCUCGGACCUGUCAACUUGGAGGCCAUCUGGUAACUCAUGAGUUCUUGUAUGUGCCAGAAUGUCCCAUUCCCUUACUGGGAAGAGAUCUCCUGACUAAACUAGGAGCCCAAAUAACAUUCACUCCCGGAGGGCCAGCUAGCCUAGCCUUAAAAGAUAGGGGAACCUUUCUAAUGGCAGUUACAGUACCCAGAGAGGAUGAAUGGCGAUUCUAUUGCUCAGAGAAGAGCUACACGAACCCAGAAAGCCUACUAGAAGAGUUCCCUAAGGUAUGGGCAGAGAAAGGGCCCCCCGGGAUGGUUAAGAACCAUGCACCUAUCAUAGUAGACCUGAAAGCCAGGAGCACCCCAAUCAGACAGAGACAGUAUCCUGUCCCCCGGGAAGCACGUCUGGGGAUCCAGAGUCACAUACAACGACUCCGAGAUGCUGGAAUAUUGAGAGAGUGUCAGUCAUCGUGGAAACCACUACUGCCAGUCAGGAAGUCCGAAGGAAAAGAUUACUGGCCUCUCCAGGAUCUGCGGGCAAUCAACAAUGCAGUCGUCACGAUACACCCAGUAGUGCCAAAUCCCUGCACUCUCCUCAGUCUCCUGCCUGCUCAGGCCAGCUGGUUCACCUGCCUUGACCUCAAGGAUGCUUUCUUCUGCCUCCGGCUGGCACCAGUCAGCCAGCCAUUGUUUGCUUUUGAGUGGGAGGACCCACUCACAGGGAGAAAAACACAAUUUACAUGGACCAGACUACCACAAGGGUUCAAAAAUCCACCAACCCUGUUUGGAGAAGCAUUGGCCACUGAUCUUGCUGCUUUUCCCAGAAAGACUCUGAACUGUACCUUGCUUCAGUACGUGGAUGACUUACUUUUAGCUAGCCCCACUUGGAAAGACUGCUGA